AGCUGUGCAGUAACUGUCGGGACGCGGCUCGGGCGGUCACUGAAGUGCGGUCAGGGGCUCCGGACGUCUCGGAUGCCACUCAGGAAGGGGGCGCCAUGCUGCUUCCGUCCGAUGUGGCCCGGCUGGUGCUGGGUUACUUGCAGCAAGAAAAACUCACGUCUACCUGCCGAUCCUUUAUCGCAGAGAGUCCAAGUCUGAAAGAAUAUGCAGAGCAUCAUACGGAGGAUGGCAGCAUUCCUGGAUGCUUGCUGUCUCUCUUUGGAAAAAACUUGACUACGAUUCUAAAUGAAUAUAUAACAAUGAAAGCAAAGGAGCAUCAAGCUGAAAUACCAUUUAUGGUGUCGUCCUUGUGGAAGAAGCUUGACCUCACUCUUUCCCAGAUCAGGUCCAUGCAGGAAUCAGCAGCAUUUAACAACCAUCAGAGAGCACGCACGAGAAAGGGGAUAAAUGACAGAUUACGGCAGAGAAUGUUGACCUCCCCUCUGGCUGUUUCAGGUUCCCCGGCACCACAACCUGUGAUACAUCAGACAUCUACCCCAAUAAUGGCAACUCAGUAUAUUUUGCAACCUUUAAACACCCCAGGUGCCUUACAACCCAUCGCCUGCCCUUCAUUUGGAGGAGAGUCUACUGUACAAAACAUUGCCUCUACUUCCGUCAGCAUUGUGGAGCCUGCUCCAAGCAGUUCUACGGCCGGUACACAGAAAAAAACGCCACCUGCAGCCACCGCUUCUCCCAUGAGACGAAAACAAGAUAUUCAGAGGAGACGACGAGCAGCCCAGUUGAGUUCGACUACAAUAGCAUCAGAUGGAGACGUGUGUGAAGAUGUUGAUACCCUUCAAGCCAUUGUUGACAAUGACUUAUCUCAAAUGGUGAUUGAAAAUGCCAGGGAAAAGAUCUUAAGCAAUAAGAGUCUUCAAGAGAAGCUGGCAGAAAAUAUCAAUAAGUUUCUUGGAAGUGACUCAACUGCACAGAGUACGAAACAGUCAGAUGGAACAACUGCUGAGCAAGACCCCUCUAUUGAUGAGAUCCUUGGCCUCCAGGGAGGAGAGAUGCACAUGUCUGAGGAGGCCAUCAGUGAUAUCUUAACACAGACAGAAUUGGACCCUGACUUUCAGGAGCUCUAUGAUUUGUUUGCAUGUGUUACAUCGAAGAAUCCAAAGGUGACGACCCGUGAAUCUUCCACCCGUAAUAAUGAUCCUAAGACUAAUGUGACUGAAAAAGGAAAAAAGCAAGAUGUUGUGGAAAGAUUACUGGACGUGGAAAGUGGUUCUACAGAAUGUGCUAAGGAAACUAAUGUCUGCUCAAAAGGGAAGGAAGCUGCCAACUUACCUGUCCAAAAUAUUGAGAAAUCUUCAGAGGACCAGACUUCCCAACUUCCCAGUACUUCAAAAGCAUGUGCAGAUGGAAACAGCAGUUCAGAGCAUCAAACUUCAAGUUAUGGCAACCAGAAUGCUUCUUCAAUCGAGAAUUCAGAAGGUGACAUGGUAAUGGACACUAGCACUGACUUACUAGUCGCUGAGGUAGUAGUCGAAUCACAUGGACAGGAUACUGAAAUGGAGGACAUUCCUUCAAAGGAAGAUGCAGCAUAUGGGUUCCACAUGGAUAGUUUACCAACAGACAUUGUGGUUUCAGAUAAAUCUACGAGUUCUGCGACUUUGAGGACUGUAAAUGGGGAUGUGAAAGACUCUGAGGUGAUAAGCAAUGGUUCCCUACAAGAUGCCAGUGAGUGUGACCCAGUUAUCUCAUCACUGACAAAUGUGCCAGGGACCCCGCAAAAAGAAAACAAGAAACACGUGACCAGGGCCUCAACAAGUCCUUCAAAUAAACCCUGCAAUAGUUCAACAAACCUGCAAGAUAAUGCUGUAGAAACUGUAACAACAGCUGCAAAGGACCAAACGGCACAAAAUGCGGCUGUAGAUAAUGAACUGGCAGCAUGUCCUGGACAGAUCAGCGUGGCACUUGAGACUGCAGCCCUCUGUAGUUCUGUGCCAAGUACCAGCCAGACAGAUUUGGAUGACUCAAGCAUUGUAACACUUAACAUCCUUACAGAAGGUUUGCCGGAAGAUACAGAAUUACACAGUGCUGUCCAAAGUAUAGACGGAGAAAACUAUGCAACGAUUAUAUUAUCACCUCUAGUAAAAAGUCAAGACCUUAAAAUCGCCAUGCCAUCCCAGGACAAUGCUAUCAUAGAUCUUACAGAUUCUCCUGUUGUAGGACAGCAGGCUGAGCUGGUGACUCAGUCAAGUGAUGGAACUGUAAGCAUUAAUACUUUAAGUGGAGACUGUACUAUUUAUUCUAUUUCUGCAUCGUCUAAUAGCACUGGAGAAAGUGGUGUUAUUCAGCUAAUGCCGGCAACAAGCUCUACAUUUGCGGCACCUGGUAACAUGUAUAUAAACAAUUGUAUGCCGAAUAGUGGUCCGCCUAUGCAGUCUAAUAUUGUGAUGCUGUCUAAUAGUUCUGCUUCCAACCAAAAACAGGCAAGUCUUUUUCAAACUCCACCCAGGCCUGGGAGCGUUUACACUGUUGGACAGACUAUGUCGCCAAAACUUUCUCAAGGCUCCACCAUUAUACUUGCCUCUCCCAUCCAGCCUGUCUUGCAGGGAGUUGUGGGUAUGUUCCCUGUCUCUCUUGUGGGCCAAGGUGGAAGCACAUUCACCGCACCAUCUCACCAGAUCUUGCAUGUUCCUGUAUCCAAGCCUAUAGUUCCAAAACUGCCAUUGCCAAGGGCUCAGAAACCCGCUCUACUAAAAUCUAAUGCAAACACAGGCAAAUCCUCAUCUAACUCGGCAGCCGACACUUCAAGUGGUUCGUCCAGUUCAGUUGGGCAAAGAUUAGUAAAUGAAGGUAAAAGGUCUGAAUCAGAGUCAAUAAAUAAACCUGAUGACUCUGCUCUCCCAGACAGCACUAAUGCGGCGGCCAAAGAGGUAGAAGCACACAGAAGGGUUCUCUGUUUUGAUGGGAGCACUUCAGCAGCAGCCAAAUUAGGUUCCCCAUCCUCAACCAAUAUCAGAAGUCAGAAAACCGAUAGGAAAGACUCCGUCCACAAUGUUGGGUCUUCUGAGGGAAGCGCUUCUUCAUCUAGGGCGAGUGUGUCAAAAGAAAACCAAAAAACGGAAAGCGCUGCACCUUCCGGAGGCAAGAAUCCAAAAGCCUCUGCGACUUCUUCUGCUUCUACGAAGGAGCAGGCCGCAGAGAAGAGACCCGCAGCUCCAUGUGAUGGUGCACUCGGCAACAAGGAGAAUGUUCUGCAGGUAGAGGCUGCAGCACCAGCGGAUAAGAGGAGCAAUACUCCGGAAAGUGAAAAGAAUGCCAAAAGACCCCAGGAAACCGGUAAGAAAUCCACUUCGCUGCCGAACAUUCUUAGGAGGACGCCGCAAAAGGCACCCUCAGAACGAGUGUGCCCCACUAGUCCUCUGGUCAGGCAAGCCAGCCAGUUAUUACAGGGCAUGCAGUUCCAGAGUCCAACUUCGAAGCAACCAUCUCAGGGAGAUUUGGCUAUCCCACCUACUCCAGGAUCUGGAUUGGAUGACAAACCAUUGGACAAUCACAUAGAGCAGACGAGGACCCCGACGAGCAAGCGUUACGAUGAUGGUGGAACGCCGAAACCGAUGCUUCCGCCUGCAACACCGGAUCUGCCCACCUGCAGCCCUGCUAGCGAAGCUGGCAGCGAGAACAGUGUCAACAUGGCUGCUCACACCCUAAUGAUCCUAUCACGCGCCACUCUCGCAAAGUCUAGCGGUAACACUCCUUUAAAGGACAACACGCAACAGAUAAAAUCUUCCAAGAGUUCUUCCAAAAAGAGAAAGCUUGAUGAAACUGAGGAGUUCGAGAGACCAACACAUAAGAAAGACCAUAUUAGCCCAGCUACUUCACAGAAAAAAAGAAGAGCAAAGAAACAGCGGAAGAAGAGUAUGGACAACUUCCCAGCUGGAAUGGACGUGGAUAAAUUUUUGAUGUCCCUUCAUUAUGAUGAAUAAUGUGAAUUUGAAGCAUAACUGCACAAUGUACCUUAGAGCAAUUAUUGUGUUAUAUGUAAAGAUGUACAAAGUCCUCUGUAUAUAGACCUGACGGGUUGCAGUUUUGUUUGUGUAAUAUAAUAUUGAAGCACUUGCUGCAUUGCUUUGCUUUUCCAAGCUGUAAAUAUUAAAAUACUUGGGAAAAGUUAUGUAAUACCGCCAGUCAGGAUCUACUCACCCAAUAUAGUUGAAAAUUGGAGAUAUUUUUGAUGCUUUAUCCAGCUUUAUGCCUUGUUCUUUUAUAUGGCCUGACAGUUCUGUUUUGAUAACAUCUUAUUAAAAAAAGAAGUCUGAAUAGGUUUCUGUGAAUGUCAUU
Molecule: messenger RNA, 4332 nt
Organism: Hyla sarda
Lineage: Eukaryota; Metazoa; Chordata; Amphibia; Anura; Hylidae
Product: protein NPAT
Exons: 18
Coding region: 96-3977 (1293 amino acids)
Cellular component (GO): nucleus
Molecular function (GO): protein binding; transcription coregulator activity
Source: RefSeq, a predicted model, not a curated record